Messenger RNA from Gorilla gorilla gorilla (western lowland gorilla), 4183 nucleotides. It is a transcript of the gene FAM171A1, whose product is annotated as family with sequence similarity 171 member A1. The coding region runs from base 237 to 2909 and encodes 890 amino acids. Gene Ontology annotation, biological process: regulation of cell shape; stress fiber assembly. Gene Ontology annotation, cellular component: plasma membrane. Lineage: Eukaryota; Metazoa; Chordata; Mammalia; Primates; Hominidae. The transcript is spliced from 8 exons. The record is from RefSeq and is a predicted model, not a curated record.
AAGGAGCUGGCGGAGCAGCAGCAGCCGCCGCUGCCGCCGCCGCCGCGGCUCUUCGGGGAAACCCGGCGCGGGGCGCGGGAGGGAGCGGCCGGGGCGGCGGGCCGGGCCAAUCGGGCGGCGGGCCCGGCGCGCGGAGCCAGCGACAUGGAGGGGGGCGCGGCGCCCGGCCGCCCGUGACGCGCCGCCGCCCGGCCCGCUCUCGGCGAGCCCGAGCCGCCGCCGGCCCCGCGGCGGAGAUGAGCAGGUCCGCGACGCUGCUGCUGUGCCUCCUGGGCUGCCACGUCUGGAAGGCGGUGACCAAGACGCUGCGGGAGCCCGGCGCCGGAGCCCAAGAGGUGACGUUAAAGGUACACAUCAGCGACGCCAGCACCCACCAGCCCGUAGCAGACGCGCUCAUCGAGAUCUUCACCAACCAGGCCUCCAUCGCCUCUGGCACCUCGGGGACCGAUGGCGUUGCCUUUAUCAAGUUCCAAUAUAAGCUGGGCAGUCAGUUGAUCGUCACCGCCUCGAAGCAUGCCUACGUGCCAAACUCUGCCCCGUGGAAGCCAAUCCGGUUACCUGUAUUUUCCUCUCUGAGCCUUGGCCUGCUUCCAGAACGCUCGGCCACUCUAAUGGUAUAUGAAGACAUCGUCCAAAUAGUAUCAGGAUUCCAAGGUGCCCGGCCACAGCCUCGCGUUCAUUUCCAGAGAAGGGCUCUGAGGUUGCCUGAGAACACCAGCUACAGUGACCUGACCGCGUUUCUCACGGCCGCCAGCUCCCCUUCGGAGGUGGACAGUUUUCCUUAUUUGCGAGGAUUAGACGGAAAUGGAACAGGAAACAGCACCAGGCAUGACCUGACCCCAGUCACAGCCGUCAGCGUCCACUUGCUGAGCAGUAAUGGAACGCCGGUGCUGGUGGAUGGUCCCAUCUAUGUCACUGUGCCCCUGGCCACGCAGAGCAGCCUGAGGCACAAUGCCUAUGUCACAGCGUGGCGGUUUGACCAGAAGCUGGGAACGUGGCUGAAGAGCGGUCUGGGUCUUGUGCACCAGGAAGGCAGCCAGCUGACGUGGACAUACAUUGCUCCCCAGUUGGGGUACUGGGUGGCCGCCAUGUCCCCUCCCAUCCCAGGUCCCGUUGUAACACAGGACAUUACCACGUAUCACACGGUGUUUCUUUUGGCCAUUUUAGGAGGAAUGGCUUUCAUACUUUUGGUUUUGCUGUGUCUCCUUUUAUAUUAUUGCAGGAGGAAGUGCUUGAAACCUCGUCAGCACCACAGAAAACUGCAGCUCCCUGCAGGACUGGAGAGUUCCAAAAGAGACCAGUCCACGUCCAUGUCACACAUUAACUUGCUGUUUUCACGCCGAGCGUCAGAAUUCCCUGGCCCACUGUCCGUCACCAGCCACAGCCGCCCCGAGGCCCCUGGCACGAAGGAGGUGAUGAGUGGAGUCCAUUUGGAAAUGAUGUCUCCGGGCGGCGAAGGGGACCUGCACACCCCCAUGCUCAAGCUCUCCUACAGCACCUCCCAGGAAUUUAGCUCCCGGGAGGAGCUCCUCUCUUGCAAGGAAGAGGAUAAAAGCCAGAUCUCCUUUGAUAACCUCACUCCAAGUGGGACGCUGGGGAAAGACUACCGUAAGUCAGUGGAGGUUUUUCCCUUAAAGGCAAGAAAAUCUAUGGAAAGAGAAGGCUACGAGUCCUCGGGCAAUGAUGACUACAGGGGUAGUUACAACACCGUGCUCUCACAGCCUUUGUUUGAAAAGCAGGACAGAGAAGGUCCAGCCUCCACGGGAAGCAAACUCACCAUUCAGGAACAUCUGUACCCCGCGCCUUUAUCACCUGAGAAAGAACAGCUGCUGGACCGCAGACCCACUGAAUGUAUGAUGUCUCGAUCAGUAGAUCACCUCGAGAGACCUACAUCCUUCCCACGGCCCGGCCAGUUAAUCUGCUGCAGUUCUGUCGACCAGGUCAAUGACAGCGUUUACAGGAAAGUACUGCCUGCCUUGGUCAUCCCGGCUCAUUAUAUGAAACUCCCCGGGGACCACUCCUAUGUCAGCCAGCCCCUCGUCGUCCCGGCUGAUCAGCAGCUUGAGAUAGAAAGACUACAGGCUGAGCUGUCCAAUCCCCAUGCCGGGAUCUUCCCACACCCGUCCUCACAGAUCCAGCCCCAGCCCCUGUCUUCCCAGGCCAUCUCUCAGCAGCACCUGCAGGAUGCGGGCACCCGGGAGUGGAGCCCUCAGAACGCAUCCAUGUCGGAGUCUCUCUCCAUCCCAGCUUCCCUGAACGACGCGGCUUUGGCUCAGAUGAACAGUGAGGUGCAGCUCCUGACUGAAAAGGCCCUGAUGGAGCUUGGGGGUGGGAAGCCGCUUCCGCACCCCCGGGCGUGGUUCGUCUCCUUGGAUGGCAGGUCCAACGCUCACGUUAGACAUUCAUACAUUGAUCUCCAAAGAGCUGGAAGGAACGGAAGUAAUGAUGCCAGUUUGGACUCUGGCGUAGAUAUGAAUGAACCAAAAUCAGCCCGGAAGGGAAGGGGAGAUGCUUUGUCUCUGCAGCAGAACUACCCGCCCGUCCAAGAGCACCAGCAGAAAGAGCCUCGAGCCCCAGACAGCACGGCCUACACGCAGCUCGUGUACCUGGAUGACGUGGAACAGAGUGGCAGCGAGUGUGGGACCACGGUCUGUACCCCCGAGGACAGUGCCCUGCGAUGCUUGUUGGAGGGGUCGAGUCGGAGAAGUGGUGGCCAGCUGCCCAGCCUGCAGGAGGAGACGACCAGACGGACUGCGGAUGCCCCCUCGGAGCCAGCAGCCAGCCCCCACCAGAGAAGAUCUGCCCACGAGGAAGAGGAAGACGAUGAUGAUGAUGACCAAGGAGAAGACAAGAAAAGCCCCUGGCAGAAACGGGAGGAGAGGCCCCUGAUGGCGUUUAACAUUAAAUGAGCUAUCGCAGACCCACCUGACUGUGGAAUAUAAAAUUGCCAAAUAUCCUUUCUCAUGGAAGCGCGUACCCGUUCGUGGAGGAAACGGAACGGCAGCCCAGCCGUGGGACGGACGUGGACGUUUACUGCAUUCCUGUUUGCCGUGUAAAUGUUAGAAAGGAAUUACAGUUAUUACUCGGAAUAAAGGAUGACUUUGGCGGAUGUCGCCCCUGCAAGGAGGUGGCUGAAAGUGGUGUCCAGAUGUCCUUCCGAGGACUUGGCGUAUCCGCCACCAGGGACAUUAAGAAACCGCACGUGAUGUCGCUAUGCUCUAACCAUCACCUCAGUUCUCCCUCGGAUUCUGGGAACAGAUGAAACUUUUUGCAUCGCUUGAGUCAUUUUUAUCACAAUAAUCCUACUGUGAAGCUGUCGUUGAGAACUUAGGUUGGCACGUAGCGUCUCAAGGUAUGCGUUCUCUCAAAGGAAAGCUAUGCAUCGCUGCUUCGUUGUCUGAUUUUGCUUAGAUUUUGCUUUGGUUAGGUUGUGUUUUGGGAUUUGCCUUUUUUUGUUGUCGCUUAAAUGCAAUUUGGUUGUAAAGAUUUGAUUCCUUUGUGUUCAUCUGUUCUGCUUCUCAGCGGUCCAUCUCAGUGUCUCCCUUCAGGAACCGCUGAGUGUCCUCUCUUAACAUCCAAGCCUUUUAAUGAAAUCGUACUGAAAUCUGUAUCAGCUAAGAGUCCUCCAAUCCUGGUCCCAUUAACUCCAAGUGCCUUUUUUACAGUGACAACAGACAGUCCCUCGCUUUUUGUUGUUGUUGGUUUUCUUAACCCCUUUAAUGGAACUGCCUGGAUUUUAUACAGUUAUUAAAGGAUGUCUCUUUUGCUUUAAACUGCAUGCUGCCAAGUGCCAUUUGGGGUCAGCAUCCUCAUUUCAACACAGUGUGCUCUCUAGUUAUCAUGUGUAACGUGGGUUCUGUUUAGCGAAGAUAGACUAGAGGACACGUUAGAGAUGCCCUUCCCUGCUCCAUCCCUGUGGCACCAUUAUGGUUUUUUGGCUGUUUGUAUAUACGGUUACGUAUUAACUCUGGAAUCCUAUGGGCUCAUCUUGCUCACCCAACGUGGGAGUCUGGUUUGAGCAAGUGAGCUGAAUGUGACUAUUAAAAAAAACUUAAAAAAAAAAAAAAGAAAAUCUUAUGUACUAUCCAAAAGUGCCAGAAUGACUCUUCUGUGCAUUCUUCUUAAAGAGCUGCUUGGUUAUCCAAAAAUGAAAAUUCAAAAUAAACUCUGAAGAAAAGGAAAA